Molecule: messenger RNA, 1750 nt
Organism: Anastrepha ludens (Mexican fruit fly)
Lineage: Eukaryota; Metazoa; Arthropoda; Insecta; Diptera; Tephritidae
Product: glycerol-3-phosphate phosphatase-like
Exons: 3
Coding region: 693-1625 (310 amino acids)
Cellular component (GO): cytoplasm
Molecular function (GO): phosphatase activity
Source: RefSeq, a predicted model, not a curated record
AGUGCGUUUUUAUAUCCAAAGCUAGGCAACUCUGCAGUAGCCAGAGAGAGAUUUGACUGCCGAAAGCAGAAGAACACCAACAAUACCGGCAAUCGCGGGCAAUGCCACCAGAUGUUAAAAAAAAGUAAAGCUAAAUAAAACUGAGUGAAUUAUUUAAAUAAUUAUUAAAAAAUGUAUAUUUUACAAAAUUAUAAACAUGACAUUUUAAUUAGAACAGCUAGAAAAAUGUCAUGAAGAAAGAACUAAAACUCCGAGACAAAAAAUAAUAAAAAUAACAAAAAAAAAAAUGCUAAAUCAAGUUACGAAAAUGGUAAUCUGGCCAUACUGGAGCUAAAAUCACGUAACUAGUUGUCAAAUUCGCUGAGCGCAAAGUAACGGGACCACGAUGGGCGCCAUCUCAUUAUUCUUUGCAUCAUGUAAUCAGCUGAUACUCCAGAGCUCUCCGCCAUUAACAGAUUUCCUUCUACUUGAUCGACGCGCUUUUGCAAAAAUGUAUUAAAAUUCUCUCGCUCUCACGCUCUCCAAUAGUUAUCGAGUAUCUAAUAGUUGAUUUAUUAAAUUAUUUUUUGCUGCCGUUGAAAGUAUACUGGAGCUUAGAGAAAAGUCUUUGUGGUUAAAAAAUUGCAUUUCAAUAAAAUAAAUUUUUCUAAAUAAAUAUUUUAAAAAUAUCUUAAUCGCCAUACUUGCGAAAAAUGUACAAGACAAAGCCGAAAAAUUUGCUGGAGCUAACAAAAACCGAUGCGAAAAAGUGGCUCAACAGUUUCGAUACAAUACUCACAGAUUGCGAUGGUGUGCUUUGGCACGAGGGUGUCGCCAUAGAUGGUGUACCCGAAGCUAUUGGGUUGUUAAAAUCAUACGGAAAAGAGGUCUACUUUGUCACCAACAAUGGUAUUAAGACCCGUCACGAUAUCUGGAAGGUAGCGACCGCGAUCGGUUAUGAUAUACCCGAAACUCGAAUUAUUGCGCCGAUCCACAACAUUGUUCAGUAUCUGCAAGCGCGUGAUUUCCGCAAAAAAGUCUAUAUUAUUGGUGCUGAAGCGAUACGUUGUGAACUGACUGAAGCGGGUAUAGAAAGUUUCGGACCCGGCCCAGAUAUUUUGCAGGGCAAAUUAAACGAUUAUAUUGCACAGCAAGUGGUCGUCAGUCAACAGCGCGAUGAAGUUGGCGCCGUCAUUGUGGGUUUUGAUGAGCAUUUCACUUUUGCUAAAAUGUUAAAGGCCUGCAAUUAUUUGGGUUCGAAUGCCGACUGUCUAUUCAUGACUACAAAUACAGAUUCAGUACACCGUUAUCCCGGGUGUCGUAUACCGGGCACUGGCGCACUCUUGACUGCUUUGGAGACGAGCGUUGGGCGUGCGGCGCUGCAAUUUGGCAAACCAAAUCCGGAGAUUUGUGUGGAGUUGAUGAAGUCUGGAAAAGUGGUGCCGGGGCGAACGCUGAUGAUUGGAGACGUCUGCAAAGUUGACAUAUUAUUUGGCCACAUUUGCGGCUUCCAAACCUUACUCGUUGGCACUGGCCCUAAUAGUCAGUAUGAACUGAAUGAGCUACUGCAAAAUCCUAGUGAGAACCAACGUUACAUACCUGAUCUGUAUGUUCCUUCAUUGGGCGAUAUAACAAAAUUAAUUUGAAUAAUAUAAUACCUGCACACAUGCAUACAUACAUACAUACACACCUACGAUAUAUACUAACAGUGAUUUGUUUUAGCGAAGGAAAUGUUUUAAUUUGAUAAGAUAUGUUAAAAAUUAAAGUUUUC